GCCUUUUUUGGCAAUUUCCCAUAUAUAAAUUUACAAAUCACUCACAAAUGUCCCAAAACUCUUUCUUUUUCUUCGUCCAUCAACUUCAAUUUUCAAUCCAUGGAAACACUAUUUCAAAGAAUCCUCUCUGCUUCUAAGAAGAAUCCAUCAACUCCAAUUCCCAAUCCAUGUAAACCCUAUUUCAAAGAAUCCUCUUUGGAUCUCCACAAAUUUCCUAAAUCACGGCUAGCAGCACCUUCUUCGAAAUUGUUGCCGGCGCCAAGCAUGAUUGGUUGUCGGGGGAUCAAGAUGAUGGGGACCGGGAAGAGGAUUGCGAGGAUGUCGGUUUUGGAUACGGAUACUAAAGAGGAUAUGGCGGGAGUCGACCACGGCUUUGGUGGCAACCCAUUGUCUCCCCCAUUUCAGUCUCAUCCCACAUCUCCUCCUGGAUUUUAUCGUAGACUUCUUCCUUCUCCUCCCGCCAUAGAUUUUGCUUCUUCCGAUGGAAAGCGCCUCUUUAGUGAGGCUCUUCGAGAUGGAACUAUGGAAGGGUUUUUUAAAUUGAUUCCUUACCAUCAAACCCAAUCAGAACUUACUUAUUGUGGACUCACAACCCUUACCGUUGUUCUCAACGCUCUUUCUAUUGAUCCUUGUAGAAAAUGGAAAGGACCGUGGAGAUGGUUUGAUGAGACUAUGUUGGACUGUUGUGAACCUUUGCCAAAGAUCAAAACUGAUGGUAUCACAUUUGAUAAAUUUGUGAAUUUGGCUCGCUGCAAUGGAGCUAAAGUCGUAGCUUUUAGGACUAGCGAAAGCACUGUUGAUGAUUUUCGUAAGCAGGUCAUAUCAUGUUCAUCAUCUGAAGACUGUCACGUGAUCAUUUCAUACCAUAGAGGAGUUUUUAAGCAGACUGGAGCUGGCCAUUUUUCUCCAAUUGGAGGUUAUCACACCGGAAAAGACAUGGUUCUCAUCUUGGAUGUUGCACGUUUUAAAUAUCCUCCUCACUGGGUUCCACUUACUCUAUUGUGGGAUGCCAUGAAUAAACUUGCAAUAAGACUACCUAGAGGGUACAUGAUUUUAUCAAAGCUAACCAAGGCACCAGGAAAGGAAAAUGGGUUGCAGAAAUCCGAGAGCUAGAGAAGAAAGGAAGACUGGCUCUCAAGGAGAGACAUUGGAGCAACUGCGAGCUACUGAACUCUCCAAACAUAUCAAACAGUUUGUUGGCAUCUGGGACUCUAUAUAGUGACGCACCAUCUUCAUUUUGGUUAAGAAGGUAAAGUGGGCGAGGAAUUUGCAGACUUGUUGGGGUUAGAUCCAAGACAAUGGGCUCAACUUUAAGAAGAAAAAGAUAUAUUAUAAUAAUAUGAUUUUGUGUUUUGUGGUAUUUAUAUUGGAUGGAACAGGAAAAUUGUAAAGAUUUGAGUGUGAUCGAGGGGUUCACAAGUUUGAUUCAGAUUCUAAAUAGAUUUGAGACUACAUUAUAUUGACGAUGCUAAAGAUAGGUAUGAUACUCGUAAUUUGAAGUGUCCUUGUAAUGUUAGUAGAUUCUAUUUCUUUCAAAUGUAUGAUAGAUAAUUUAAAGAAAACACCAUUUGAAGAGA
Cucumis melo (muskmelon) is the source of this 1577-nucleotide messenger RNA. Its product is annotated as glutathione gamma-glutamylcysteinyltransferase 3-like. Gene Ontology annotation, molecular function: glutathione gamma-glutamylcysteinyltransferase activity; metal ion binding. The transcript is spliced from 2 exons. Gene Ontology annotation, biological process: response to metal ion; phytochelatin biosynthetic process; cellular detoxification of cadmium ion. The record is from RefSeq and is a predicted model, not a curated record. Bases 100 to 1113 code for a protein of 337 amino acids. Lineage: Eukaryota; Viridiplantae; Streptophyta; Magnoliopsida; Cucurbitales; Cucurbitaceae.